This is a messenger RNA of Aedes aegypti (yellow fever mosquito), 2978 nucleotides long. Its product is annotated as neuropeptide SIFamide receptor. Gene Ontology annotation, cellular component: membrane. The transcript is spliced from 9 exons. The coding region runs from base 1243 to 2598 and encodes 451 amino acids. Gene Ontology annotation, biological process: G protein-coupled receptor signaling pathway. Gene Ontology annotation, molecular function: neuropeptide Y receptor activity; peptide binding. The record is from RefSeq and is a predicted model, not a curated record. Lineage: Eukaryota; Metazoa; Arthropoda; Insecta; Diptera; Culicidae.
CCCACACAACGAAACCGAACCCGAUUCGACUCGGAAAUUCGCGAAUACACCAAGCAAACGAAGCGCCACACCGGCACAUGGCAUUGUUGUAAUCUCGGGAGUCUGCAUUUUCACUUUCACUUCGACUUCGGCCAGCGCCGGGUACGAACGUGCUUUUCCGACCUGCGGACUUUUCACGGCUUUAUCCGCUGGUGUUGGUCGAGUUUUUCCAAUUGCCAAAAUCGGAACGGGCGCGCGCAAAAAACGAACACGUGAGCGUAGAAUUUUUCUGGCGGUCGAAAGUGAAAGUUUUCAGUCUUUCGUGAGUGAUUUGCAUAUCGGUCCGGGUGCGUUGUCCUGUUACUAGAGUGCUGUUUUGAAUGAUGUUAUUGUUUCAUUUCGGCAACACAAAAUAAAUCAAACCCAACCAGCUACUGUUGUGAAGUCCUUUGGAUUGAGGUACCCUCGUUAACCGUUGGAGAGCUUCCAAAAUAAACGUGUCUGAUAGCACAAGUUUCUGAUUGUGACAAAGUGUCCCCUCUGUGCAGGUUCUCCUGGUGCGAAAGGAAUCGAGAGGUACCUACCGAUGGGAAACACUUGACGGGAUAAGCCGAGAUUGUUUUUUGUCGCCAAGCUGUUUUAUAUUUGUGUCAUUCGUUAAGUGGACUCGUUCCACAUAAAAACAGAACAAAAGGAAUCUCUGUGCUGGAACAAACAUCGAAGAACUUGUGGCCCUUCUAUUUGUGGUAAACAAUUCGCCAAACAAGUUGCAUCUCGGUGGAUACAGUAUCGAACAUAAUUGUAUACACCGGUGGUGAACUUAAUGUGAACAACUUCUGGCUUACCCAAAAGAAGAUCGUCUUUAGUUUCAUAUGUCAUCGUUCGAGGCAUUGUCCUUUGAAGCUAAUGGGAAAACUUCAGGAUGAUGUAUGCCGUUUUGGUGACCAUGACUAUGCGGACCAUGAUAAAGAAGACUCACCGCCAAGCUCAGAACGAUUAUUGGCCACGUUUACGAUCCCAUCUUGAUUUAUCGAGCAGCAAUUCGUCUAGCAACUUCCGAAGCAGCUGUCAGCAACACCACACACAAAUGAGACGGAAAAUGUGUUAUAUUAUCUCUUCCAUCGCCCAUGCCUCGUCAUCCGUUACAAUUUGGGGGUGAUCAUUGACGACUACUUAUAGGCCAACUGGAAGUCGAACAAUUACUCAUCCUGCCCCUCCCCACCGAAUAUAUCGUUCCGCGCCGUCAUUCACUGGAAUUUUCGGAUGGAAACCAAUUUAAUUAACUGUUCUACCAGCAUCGGAUCGCACCAGAACAAUUGGACCUGCUUCGUCGUGCACUAUGAGCCGGAAUCGAUGGCAUCUCCAUCGCUGUCUACGACGACCACGUUGGCCAACCUCAGCCAGUCACAGUUUGACGAACUGGAAGCGGAAGUGGAAGUGGACUACGACGACCCGCUGGUAAUCGACCCUGCCUACGAACUACGAUACGGGCUGGUUGGGACGGUUUUGCUAAGCGUGGCCUAUGCUCUGAUAUUCAUCGUCGGACUGCUGGGCAACAUCUCGGUGGUGAUUGUCGUGAAGAAAAGCACCAUGAUGCGAUCUCCGACCAAUCGCUUCAUCGUCAAUCUGGCGUACGCUGAUUUAUUGGUCAAUUUCCUCUGUCUGCCGUUCACGCUCAUUGGCAACAUCUAUCCGGCUUGGAUCCUUGGGGUGUUCUUCUGCAAGACCGUAUCCUAUCUUCAGGGCGUUUCGGUGUCGGCAUCGGUCAACACGCUGAUGGCCAUCUCGAUUGAGCGCUGCGUGGCCAUUUCGUUCCCUAUCUCCGGUACCAUCACCACCAGACAGUACCGGGUGAUUGUUACCGUCAUCUGGAUGAUAGCGCUGGGUAUCAAUCUUCCGUGGUUGUUCGUUUUUACGUUGAAACCGAUAGGCAUUCCGGGCAGUUUGGCGCAGAUUUGCACCGAACUAUGGCCUUCCCCGGCAUCGGAGAGCUGGUACUUUCUGUUUGCCAAUCUUUUCCUGUGCUACCUGGGACCCCUCAUUGUGAUUUCGAUUUGCUAUGUCAUCAUCUGGAAAAAUGUCGCCUAUCGGAAGCUCCCACGUGACCUGAUUAUCAGCCGGAAAAACGAAGUCUACAAUCGAAGCAAGGUGAAGGUCAUCAAAAUGGUAUUCGUUGUAAUCAUCACUUUCGCCAUCUCGUGGCUUCCGUUGUACACUAUUUUCUGCUUCGUCAAGUUUGCUGGCGAUCUGAUAUACGAUGAGUCAGAUUAUCUCUCGACAGUUCAAGCCAUCAUCUUUGGAAUCCUGCCAGUAGCGCAAUGGCUGGGAGCGGCCAACUCGUGCAUCAAUCCCAUCCUGUAUGCAUUUAUGAAUAGGAAAUUUAGGGCCGGUUUCCGGCAUUUGUUCCGGUCCUGUUGCAACAACGAAGACGAUGACUGGGACCAGCCGACAACGGUGCUACGAAGUGACGAAACACGUGAUCUGGUGCUCCGGCGGAUACGAACCGAGAGGCAUUUUGUCCGAAAUGGAACCAGAAACGGCCUCGGGCCACCGCACUGUAACUCUCUUCGGUACAGUCGUUCAACGAAGGUAUCAAUCCAGUCCCAUCUAGUCGAUUGAGCAUACAAUCGUUUCGAUUUUUGCCAACUUCCCUUAGAGUUUUAUCACCUAGCUGUUAUUCCGUUUGCAUUAUAGAAGAUGGACGGAAGUAAAUCGUAAGAGAACAAUACACUCAGUACAAAAAAAAACGUUAAACGUAAUGGAAAAUACAUACUUGGGUCAGAAUAUUCCGCGGGGUCAAUGGAAGCAAGCGGUAAAAAUCAGUAAAAACGUUUCAGAAAUAACAUCACAUAAAGUUUUAAACUAGCAGAAAGAAUGUUAACGGCACCCAAUAAAACCGAAAAUCUAUUUUCGUACGUAUUUUGUGAUAUUUAGCUCAAAGUGCAGAAUAUUUAUGAACGUUCUCCAUUUUAAAAUAAAUUCAACUCCAAGGAUUCCGA